AUGACUCCUCCUCCCUCGACACAACCGCCUCGGUUUCACUCGCCAGUGCAUCGCAUCGGUCUUGGACCCAGUGGUGCCUUCCUUGCGUCGCCCCCAACCACCGUCAGAGCAAACGUGCUACGUGCUUUACCUACUCCCGACGCCAUCGCCAAGGCGGGCAUUGAGGAACUCAGAAACAUGGCGCAGGAGCUGGUUGCAGCUGUCCAGGAAGCCAGGACGUCCGCGGCGCAUUUCAAGUUGCAACACAGUCUAUUGGCCAUGGAGUCGGAAGAGGCCGCGGAACGCGCUGAGGUAGAGCAUCAGAUGACCCGCAGAGAGGUUGAAGUUCUUCAAGCGGUGGAGCAUCGCAAGCAGACUUCACUUUCUAUGCAUCAUCCGAGGUUGCAGCCAUCCGCGCAACCGCAAAUCGACGCAUUGACCAAGACCUGCCAGUCGUUGGAGCAUGAGCGCGAUGAGGCCGAAGACCACUUAUUGCGAGCGCGCAAGUUGCUUGAGGUGGAGAAAGACAAGUGUGAGUUGUUGAAGGAGGAAAAUGACCGACUCAAGAAACGCAUUCGCGACAACAGAGAGCAUUUCAGUCGCCUCAAAAGUCUAUCCCCCUCAUAUACGACACCUCGCGACAGUUUCACGACACCUCAGCGGAAAGGCGUGCCACGAUUUUCCGAGUCUGCGCCUAAUCAUGCCAAUAUUGCUGCCCUCCUCGCAGCAGAUCAGGUGCUUAGCCAAGAGAGUGCCAGCGUUCCGUCCACGCCUACCAAAACUCAUACGUCUAAGUUUAAACAUGGACACAGUCGUGGCGCACAUUCGCUGUCAUCCUUACUCAACACGCCUGUCCAAACAGGGCCUAUCAUGCCAGAACGCUAUCAGGAGUCUGUCGCAUCUUUCUCUGCCCCGGCUUCGCGCUUCGCCAGGGAGUCGGCAGAAAGAGAUCGCCACGACCGAGACAGUACGAUAUCAAUCUCCGACGGUGAAGAGGGCAGUGAUGACAAUAUCCCGCAAUCACAAGCCAGCUCAUUGGCCAGCGAGAUGUUACGCAGAAAUCCCGGACACCAGGAAAGCUUGAGACUAUCACAGAACGCAGAGCGUUCAAGCAACCUCCUUCAGACUAAGCUCUUCGGCCCUAUCAAGAAGUCUAGCCAUCCCAGAAAGCGAGGAGCAAGCUUUGGAGAAUCCGAUAUCAAGGCAAAAAAGGCCAAGAUAUCCCAAAGCCGCGUUGGUUUAGGUAUUGAGACUUGGAGUCAAUGA
Molecule: messenger RNA, 1245 nt
Organism: Capronia coronata CBS 617.96
Lineage: Eukaryota; Fungi; Ascomycota; Eurotiomycetes; Chaetothyriales; Herpotrichiellaceae
Exons: 1
Coding region: 1-1245 (414 amino acids)
Source: RefSeq, a predicted model, not a curated record